AGAGAAUCAGAAACACCCAGAGAGAAAGAUGGAAGUAGUUAGCCAAAAUGAUCAAGAAAAUCAAGCAAUUAUCUGGAACCAAAUUUAUGGUUUUUCGGGAUCCUUACUUCUCAAAUGUGCAGUUCAGUUAAAGAUUGCUGAAACUAUUCAUAACCAUGGCGCACCCAUAUCUAUAUCCGAGUUAGCUGCUAAACUUCCAAUUGAUCAACCCGUUAACAUGGACCGUUUGUACCGUGUGAUGCGUUACUUAGUUCACAUGAAACUUUUCAACAAGGAAAUUAUCUCUACACUUAAUGGUGGAACCAUCCAUGUAACGGAGAAAUACUCAUUAGCUCCACCGGCGAAAUACCUCAUAAGAGGGUCUCAACAAUCAAUGGUUCCUGCAGUUUUAUCAAUAACUGAUAAAGAUAUAUUUUCUGCAUGGCAAAUUUUAAAUGACAGUUUAACCGGUAACUGUAACGUUUUCGAGAAAGCUUUAGGAAAGGACAUUUCUGUUUAUAUGAGUGAAAAUCCUGAAAUGAAUGAAAAUAUUAGGGGAGCAAUGGCUUUCAAUAGUGGAUUAAUUACUUCAGCUUUGGUUAAAGAGUGCAAAAGUGUUUUUGGUGAUGAAAUUAAAACACUAGUUGAUGUUGGUGGUGGAACUGGUACUGUAGUCACAGCAAUUUCGAAAGCGUUCCCGAAUAUUAAGUGCACGCUCUUUGAUCUUCCUCAUGUUAUAGCUAUAUCUCAUGAUAUUCCAACUGUUACAAAAAAUUCAGGAGAUAUGUUCAAGUCUAUUCCUAGUGCUGAUGCGAUCUUCAUGAAGAACAUCCUUCAUGACUGGGAUGAUGAUGAAGCUAUUCAAAUUCUAAAGCGAUGCAAAGAUGUACUGUCACCAGGUGGGAAGCUUAUUAUCGUUGAAAUGGUAUUGGACGUGGAUUCGGUUCAUCCGUAUUCCAAACUUAGACUCACAUCUGAUAUAGAUAUGAUGGUUAACACCGGAGGUAAAGAGAGAACCGAAAAGGAAUGGAAGAAACUUUUUGAUGAAGCAGGUUUUGGUAGUUGCAAAAUUACUCAAAUGUGA
This is a messenger RNA of Papaver somniferum (opium poppy), 1063 nucleotides long. Its product is annotated as norreticuline-7-O-methyltransferase-like. Gene Ontology annotation, biological process: methylation. The transcript has 2 exons. The record is from RefSeq and is a predicted model, not a curated record. Bases 29 to 1063 code for a protein of 344 amino acids. Gene Ontology annotation, molecular function: O-methyltransferase activity; protein dimerization activity; S-adenosylmethionine-dependent methyltransferase activity. NCBI's taxonomy places the organism in Eukaryota, Viridiplantae, Streptophyta, Magnoliopsida, Ranunculales, Papaveraceae.